Impatiens glandulifera is the source of this 830-nucleotide messenger RNA. Its product is annotated as protein MKS1-like. NCBI's taxonomy places the organism in Eukaryota, Viridiplantae, Streptophyta, Magnoliopsida, Ericales, Balsaminaceae. The transcript has a single exon. Bases 54 to 695 code for a protein of 213 amino acids. Gene Ontology annotation, cellular component: nucleus. The record is from RefSeq and is a predicted model, not a curated record.
UCUCCUCCUUUCCAUAAAAAAACUGACCACUCAAAUUCUCCACCGGCGCCGCCAUGGAUCCGCCGUAUUACACCGCCGGCGGCAACUCUUCCACCUCUAGAAAAGAACUUCAAGGUCCUCGUCCACCUCAGCUCAAAGUUAACAAAACUUCCCAUACAAUAAAAAAACCACCAGUCGGCCAUCAUCCACGUCAUCCUCCAGUUCCACCGCCACGUCAACCUCAAUAUCCGCCGCCGAAACCGAUAAUAAUCUUUUCGAUCUCUCCUAAACCCAUCCAUACAACUGUCGGCGAUUUCCCUGCUUUGGUUCAACGUCUAACCGGUCAUUACUCCGGCGACUAUUCUGCAGACGAUGGCGGUGGAAACGUGUCUCCGGCGGCUAGAUUGGCUUCGAUUGAAGGGGCGAGUCCUAGGGAAAGAGAUAGAGAUAGGGGAAAUGAAAUUAGAGAGGAAGAGAUGUAUGAAGAUUUGAGGAGUUUGAUUGAAGGGUUUGAUAGGGAUCAGAUUCGGGGGAUACUUUCGCCGGUGCCGAUGAGUUUGCCGCCGAUUCCUGAUGGGUUUUUCUCGCCGGUUUCUGAGAUGCAAGAUUUUUCGGUUUUUAAUGAUUUGAGUCCUUUUUAUUAUGGGAAUAUGUUGAUUACAAGUCCUUCAACACUUUAUUCACCUCCAUUUGAUGUAUCAAGAUUGUUUGACUAAUAGAAACUUGUGUAGUAUAGUUUUUAGGAGUUUGAUGAGAGAUCAAAUAUCAAUUAUCCAUGUACCAGUUUUAUUUUAGAUCUGUUCUUUUUGUAACAAGUACCACUAAUUUUUUUAUCCUAUAGAGUUUUUUUU